Cuculus canorus (common cuckoo) is the source of this 3012-nucleotide messenger RNA. It is a transcript of the gene CHMP7, whose product is annotated as charged multivesicular body protein 7. Lineage: Eukaryota; Metazoa; Chordata; Aves; Cuculiformes; Cuculidae. Gene Ontology annotation, cellular component: cytoplasmic side of plasma membrane; ESCRT III complex; multivesicular body. The transcript has 10 exons. The record is from RefSeq and is a predicted model, not a curated record. The coding region runs from base 16 to 1458 and encodes 480 amino acids. Gene Ontology annotation, biological process: vesicle budding from membrane; late endosome to vacuole transport via multivesicular body sorting pathway.
UAGUAGAGGGGUGGAAUGUGCCACAGUGAGGCCGCACGGGGGGGGGCGCCUUGCGCAUGCGCCGUGGCCGCCAUCGCUGGCAGGGCGGCCCCGCGGAGGCCGCGGCGGCGCCGGGCGCUCGCGUCCAUGUGCAGCCCCGAGCGGGUGCCGCCCCCGGCGGGGGACCUGCCGCCCGAGUGGGAGACGGACGACGAGCGCAUGGCUUUCCUCUUCUCGGCCUUCAAGCAGAGCCGCGAGGUGAACAGCACCGAGUGGGACAGCAAAAUGGCCUUCUGGGCAGGGCUGGUGCUCGCCCGGGGGCGCCGCGUGGGGCUCGUCCGAACCUGCCUGAGGGAUUUGCAGCACGGCUUCGAGAGGAGGGGCAGCCUCCCCCUGGGGCUCGGCACCGUUCUCAGGGAGCUGCUCAGACGUGGCAAGCUGCAGAGGGAGUCGGACUUCAUGGCCAGUGUAGACAGCAGCUGGAUCUCCUGGGGUGUGGGGGUGUUCAUUCUGAAGCCCUUGAAGUGGACUCUCUCCAGUGUGCUGGGCGACAGCAAAAUACCCGAGGAAGAGGAAGUUCUGAUCUACGUGGAACUGCUUCAGGAGAAGGCAGAGGAAGUUUAUCGCCUGUAUCAGAACUCUGUGCUUUCAUCUCACCCUGUUGUCGCCCUCUCGGAGCUGCGUUCCCUCUGUGCCAGUGUUUGUCCAGAUGAAAGGACGUUCUACUUGUUGCUGCUCCAGCUGCAAAAGGAAAAGAGGGUCACGAUCCUGGAACAGAACGGAGAGAAGAUAGUGAAGUUUGCCCGGGGCCUCCAUGCCAAAGUCUCUCCAGUGAACGAUGUGGACAUCGGAGUGUACCAGUUGAUGCAAAGCGAACAGCUCCUGUCACAGAAGGUGGAGUCCCUUUCCCAGGAAGCAGAGAAGUGCAAAGAGGACGCCCGGAGUGCUUGUAGAGCUGGGAAAAAGCAAUUGGCACUGAGAUGUUUGAAAUCCAAACGAAGGACAGAAAGGCGCAUUGAAGAGCUUCAUUCCAAGCUGGAUGCAGUGCAGGGGAUCUUGGAUCGUAUCUACGCCUCCCAGACUGACCAGAUGGUAUUUAAUGCCUAUCAGGCUGGCGUGGGAGCUCUGAAACUCUCUAUGAAGGAUGUUACUGUGGAGAAGGCAGAGAACUUGGUGGAUCAGAUACAAGAGCUUUGUGAUACUCAAGACGAAGUAGCCCAGACUCUGGCUGGAGUGGGGGUCAACGGCCUAGAGAUGGACACUGAGGAACUUGAGAAGGAGCUGGACAGCCUCCUCCAGGACUCAACUAAGGAUCCUCUAGAUCUGCCUCCUGUUCCCCAGAACGUGCUGAAUCCACCCAUUUCUGAUGCCGAGCUUGAAGCUGAGUUGGAAAAGCUCUCUGUUUCUGAUGGAGAUUUGGCACAAAAGACUCCCUCUGCUUCCUCUGAACCCAAAACAGCUCUGGGACUGAAUCUCUAAAGAGACCCAUCAGGAUCCUGUUGCUGCAGUUUGAGAAGUUGUCUUAAGGUUCCUUAACUAAUGACUAGAACUUCUGGGGAGAGGGAUAACGCUCCCUUGUUCUUCACAGAUAUCGCUUUGCUCAGCAACAGGAUCUUCUGGCGUGACAAUCCACUCUGGAACUGGUGUUUGUCAUCUCUGUGCCAACAUCUACACUUGUGAUCCCAAGUCACUCUGCGACAUCCAGUCUUCCCUUCUGGGAACACAAUUCACUAUUCUGCCCAGUGAAGAUAAAACUCUUCUAUGUCCAUAAAAGUGCUCGUUUUUUUUUUUUUUGCUGUGGCUGAUGUUGAGAAUCUGAGUCGCAGCCGUAUUGCAGUUGCUCAACAUUUGGCUGUUUGUGUGGUUGUUUAAAACACUUGGCACUUAACUUACUUCAAGGACUGCAACAAGCUUAAACACCUCUUGAUAGUUUAUCCCUCCCCGUCUGUAUUUUGCACGGUUGUGGACAACUAGACACUAUUAACUGUUAAAUUGUAGGAGGUUUUGGUGCUGCUCCUAGAGGGCAGCAAGUGCAAGCACAAGACAAAACGAAUUCCUCUUUCCCUAAUGACACUAAGGCCUUAAAAGGGAGACCUGCAAAAGAGUUGAAAUGAAGGAGUUUCUGACGCUGCCUGUUGUGAUGAAGGCUUGCAGUCACUGGAACACAAUUUUCUGCUUGCUCUGACUUGAAAUGUGAGCUGUCUGCUAUUUUUCUAUGUUCCCUGUUUGCAAAACUCCUUGGGAGUUGCAGGGUGGUCUGCUUUGAGCGGCUCCGGGGUGAGAGGAAAAGGAAUGGAUGAUGAUGUUCCCAUGUGAGCCUGGUUUCGUGUAACAGCCUUGACUUUCCCUUCAGUCUUCCUGUUGCAAAUCCCAACAAUGAUGGGUUACUAGAAAACCCCAAACCAAACCGCUGCGUUUUGAAUGCAGGAAGACCCAAGCACAGUGACUGAAGGUGGUUUUUAGCAGCUGUCUUUCCCCAUCAGAAGUAGAAUCAUCAUCUUUUGCAGGUCACUUUUUUAUUAUGCACAUGCAAGAGCAGAAAGCCAGAUACCCAGCUUGAAUAAAUUAAUCCUUUCUGGAGAGGAAUGUGCUAUAACUGGGCUUUCUGUGUGCAGAGCCUGUGCGUGGCAGGGGAGCCACGAGGUACGUGUUAAUGUAUAACCUGACUCGGAAUGUAUUCUCAUCACCGUUUCUACGCUGCCUCCUCGACCGAGCGCCGUCGCUCGAGCCAUGUGGCUGGAGUUCCCAUGUCCUGUUAAUUUAUAACGACCCACCUUUAGCCCCAGAGGAUCGGAGUAGACGUUAUUGGUGUCACGAGGCUUUGCUGCAUUGGCUCUGGCUUCCUUGUGGCGUUGUUGAGCACAGACUCCUGCCCGAGGAGGUGUGCUGGAGCCAGCCAGCAGCUUCCCCAGCCCGCACCUGGAAUUGUGUAAAAUGACUUGAAGCUCUGUAUUCCUUUCCUUUGUAAGUAAAUAGGAGAAAAACCACUGUUUUCUGCCUACGUGUAAUAAAGGGAAGGGGAGGAACCAGAGU